CCUCGCGGGCAACGGAGUCCUGCAAGCCUGGUGCCCUGGGCUGCGGCCCUGCUCCUCGCUCUGGGCGUGGAAAGGGCUCUGGCGCUACCCAAGGUACAGAAGCAAGUUUGAGAUCCGGCUGAAGCAGGGUAGCUGGCCAGCCGUCUGUUCCGCGCGCCCGCAGCUGUCCCCAUCGCCCAGCCGGCCCGCAGCUCCGACUUCGUCCCUGAAGCCUGCAGACCCCAGCCCCAGCCGUUCCCCAGGUAUGCACCCAGUGUCCAGGGAGUGUGCAAAAUUUGUCAGAAGUGGCCCUUUAUUGUAAGCGGACACCCGAACUAAUGCUGCACGCUCGCUGCUGCCUGAAUCAGAAGGGCACCAUAUUGGGGCUCGAUCUCCACAACUGUUCUCUGAAGGACCCUGGUCCAAACUUUCCUCAGGCACAUACUGCUGUCAUCAUAGACCUGCAAGCAAACCCCCUCAAGGAUGACUUGGCCAGUACUUUCCAUGGCUUUAUCCAGCUCCAGAUUCUGGUACUGCCACAAGAUGUCAACUGUCCUGGAGGUAUCAAUGCCUGGAAUACUGUCACCUCUUAUAGAGACAACCAAAUCUGCCAAGGGCAGAAGAACCUUUGCAAUAGCACUGGGAACCCGGAAAUGUGUCCUGAGAAUGGAUCUUGUGCACCUAAUGGUCCAGGUCUCUUGCAGUGUGUUUGUGCUGAUGGCUUCCAUGGGUACAAGUGUAUGCGCCAGGGCUCAUUCCCACUGCUUAUGUUCUUCGGGAUUCUGGGAUCCACCACACUAUGUAUCUCCCUUCUGCUUUGGAGGACCCAGCGCCGAAAAGCUAAGGCUUCAUGAACCACGUAGGUCUUCCUUCUGACCUAUGAUCAUUCUGAUCUACCUUAGCCCAUCCAAGGAGAUUUUCUAGACAGCCAUCAUUGGCCCACGGAUCCUCCUCAAGGCUGGGGCCACCACUGGAAGGAAGACGGAAAAUUGCACCAACCUGGAGUGUUGUGGACACUCCAGGUCAAGCGUGGACUUGCACCAGUUCCCAUUUGUGCUGCUGACUGUAAUAAACACUUCUUUUCUCUUUU
Messenger RNA from Galeopterus variegatus (Sunda flying lemur), 1069 nucleotides. RefSeq names its product all-trans retinoic acid-induced differentiation factor (gene ATRAID). Bases 318 to 833 code for a protein of 171 amino acids. Lineage: Eukaryota; Metazoa; Chordata; Mammalia; Dermoptera; Cynocephalidae. Gene Ontology annotation, biological process: positive regulation of osteoblast differentiation. Gene Ontology annotation, cellular component: intracellular membrane-bounded organelle. The record is from RefSeq and is a predicted model, not a curated record. The transcript has 7 exons.